UAUUUGGUGCCACUGACGGGGAAAAAAGCAGGGAGGCACUCUGCCCUAGAUAUAACACAGACAUCAUUCAGCAAGUCAAAGAGAGAGACACACACACACAUAGAAGUGCAGCAAGGCAGAGCAGACAGAGACAAAGAGACAGGCAACACACGGACAAACAAGAGACAUGAAGACAGAGAAAGCCAGCCAGCAGAGGCAGGUGGCGGUGAAGCGGCUGAAGCAACACUUCACAAGAGGGGAACGAGAGGGAGAGUGAUGAAGAGGUGGUUGCACCAUCUGCUGCCGAGAGAGAGAAACAUGUUUGUCGGUUCAGAUGAGAGCGAGCGAGGGAGGCAGCAGCCAGCGAUCUGCAGUGAGAUAAACAGCACGACCCCUCCUGAAUGGAGUCAGAAUGAAGAGUCUGCAGCUAGAGAGGAAGAGAUUGUCUAUCAAAGAGAAUAGAUUGUUGCUGUUCUGAGGAGACCCCCGAAACCAACAAGUGCUAAUAAGAAGCAGCGUCCCUGAGUGGAGGAGCCGCAGCAAUCGUCAUCUCUGUUUUGGAAAUAUUUACAGUGGAAAGCAAUCUGAGGACAGGAAUCGUGGAGCUGGUAUGUUUGUUUCUAAACACAGGCAGAGGAACGUUUUUUGUGUUUGUUUUUUAAAGAAAACCCGGGGUUGCAGCUCUCUCUCUGGGAAUGCACACUCCAGGCUCCAUGGUGACGGGGAUCGUGUUUUCCCCGCUGGGACUGGUCCUCGUCUUCACCGCCGCCAUCACCCCUCAGUGGAGAGAGGGACAGGCGCGUCUGAAUAUGACCGGGCCGGGGUCACUGCUCCGGUCGAGCGUGAAAGGUCAAGGGUUACCGGACUCGCUGCUCUUGCUCCGCUCUGACGGACUCUGGGAGACCUGCCUGCAGGUGGAGCACUCGGAGCUGAAGCAGUGCUGGCCCGCUGCAGGUCCGUAUCAGAGAGACUCCAGGGUCCGCCUCGCCCAAGGUCUGAUCCUGACCUCGCUGUUCCUGUGCGGCACCGGCAUUGUCCUGGCGUGCGUCGGGGUCCGCUGCUGGACGGAUCUACCUCUGAGGGGUGUCGCUGCGACGGGCGGACUCUUGGUUGUGACCGCAGGGCUGCUGAGCCUGACUGCUCUCGGGGUGUACACGCACAACCUCGGGAUACUGGGGAUGAGUAGUCAAGGGACCAAGUUCCCCCAACUCAGCCUGCAUCCAGCGGGGUCGCUCUACUUUGGGUGGCUGGGUUCAUGUUCACAGGUGCUGGGAGGCAGCGCUCUGCUGCUCAGCUUCAAACGGCCCAAGUGUCCGACCUGCCCCUCCUGCCCCGAGCUGCCCGCCUGUCCUGCCUGUCAAUCAUUUCCAGAGAUCAGCAACAAGCCAGACAUGAAUGUUUACGAAGUCAGCUGUUAGAAUAUAAAUACUUAAAAGAUAACACCGGGACAUAUACUUCAAACUUAACAGCUAAUCAAUCUGCCAGCUAAUGAAGUGAAGUGAUUCAUUAAUGACUGUGAACUGCUGCACAUCCUCACUGAAAGAUUAAUGGAACAUGAUGAUGUUAUUGGCUCUUGAUGAAGACACAAACUAACAUGUAAAAUACAACAAAAAAAUAAUUGCCACUGAUUCACUGAAAUAAUCGAUGUUGAAAAGAGAUGUUCCUGCUGCCUUUAACUGCGACAUGUCGUAAGUCUCUUUGUGCUGCCUUUCAUAUUGUAGCCAUGCAUAUGUACUGUUAGCAAGCAACAUAGUAUGUUUUUUUUAUUAAGGGCUGUCAAGCAAUUACAUUUUUUUAUUUUAAUCACUUAAUUUCAAUAUUUAAUCUGAA
Messenger RNA from Labrus bergylta (ballan wrasse), 1809 nucleotides. It is a transcript of the gene cldn23l, whose product is annotated as claudin 23-like. Lineage: Eukaryota; Metazoa; Chordata; Actinopteri; Labriformes; Labridae. The record is from RefSeq and is a predicted model, not a curated record. Gene Ontology annotation, cellular component: bicellular tight junction; plasma membrane. Gene Ontology annotation, molecular function: structural molecule activity. Gene Ontology annotation, biological process: bicellular tight junction assembly; cell adhesion.